This is a messenger RNA of Aplosporella prunicola CBS 121167, 1326 nucleotides long. RefSeq lists its product as uncharacterized. The record is from RefSeq and is a predicted model, not a curated record. Gene Ontology annotation, molecular function: calcium ion binding; calcium-dependent phospholipid binding. The transcript has a single exon. Bases 20 to 1258 code for a protein of 412 amino acids. Gene Ontology annotation, cellular component: cytoplasm. NCBI's taxonomy places the organism in Eukaryota, Fungi, Ascomycota, Dothideomycetes, Botryosphaeriales, Aplosporellaceae.
ACGCCCGCAACAGCAACCAAUGUCAUAUCAUCACUACCCACCUCAGGGCGGCUACCCAACCCAAGGUUACCCUCCGCCGCACCAAUAUGGCGCUCCGCCCCAAGGCUAUCAUCAUGCGCCCCAGUAUGGCGGCCCGCAGCAAGGCUAUCCACCGCCGCAACAGCAGCAUGCGCCUCCACCUGGACAUUAUCCGCCUGCACAUGGACAGCAUCCGCCGCCACUGCAGGGCUACGCUGCUCCGCCGCCUCCACAGUACGGUGUGCAGUACGGCGCCCCCAUUCCACCUUCGCCCCCAUCUUUAGGUUAUGCCAUGGGCCAGUUGCCGUAUGUUGACACGACAGCGGAGGCCGAAGGAUUGCGCAAGGCAAUGAAAGGAUUUGGCACAGACGAAAAAGCUGUCAUCCGCUUCUUGUCUAAACUAGACCCUGUUCAAAUCGCUUCGGUCCGUCAGUCGUACAAUCAACGGUUUAUGCGAGACCUCAUCCGUGACCUCGAAAAAGAGACCAGUGGGGACUUCAGGAAUGCGCUCACUGCCCUAGCCUGCGGACCUCUUCAGCAUGAUUGCCGCGUCCUUUAUGCUGCCAUGAAGGGCGCAGGCACUAAAGAGUCGGACUUGAACGACGUCCUAUGCUCCCGUUCUAACGCCGACAUCCAUGCCAUCAGGACUGAAUAUCAAAACAUGUUUGGGCGCGACCUGGAGGCAGAUUUGAAAGCAGAUCUUUCUGUCGGCACCGAAACACUCUUUCUCAUGCUUAUCUCCGGUCGCCGGCACGAAGAUUCAGCGCCAAUAAUCCCGCAGCAGAUCGAACAAGCCACGACAGAACUACAAAAUGCGCUUGGUACCGGUCCUAUUGGAAUGAACAAAAAUGCAGUUCAUGUGUGCCAGGUUAUAACGUCGCACUCGGACGCAGAGCUCCGUGCCAUUGCCCAAACCUUUCAACAACGCUACCAUACGCCACUGCUGAAGGCGAUUGAUUCGCGAAUGUCGGGGCACAUGAAAGAAGCCCUGCAUCUCAUGCUUGCGAGGGCACUUGACCGGCCGAGAAGCGACGCCGAGAUGCUGGAAGAUGCAAUGAAAGGGUUUGGGACGCACGAUCGGCAUCUCAUUGACAGAGUGGUGAGGGCACACUGGGACAGGCGGUACAUGGGCGCGGUGAAACAGGCAUACUCAAGCUUGUAUGGCAAGGAGCUAAGGAGGAGGAUAGAAGGAGAAACUCGGGGAGACUACGAACGGCUAUUGGUUGCGAUGGUUGAAUAGGGAUAAGUUGGUAGUUAUUAGGUUGAUAAUUGAUACCCCCAGUCGCGACAGCAUGCGGCCCCUGCCAC